CCCCUCCCCCUCAACACACACUCUUGCACAUGCAGUAUGAAAACUCAUAUUUGUGGUUGAAAAACCUGUUGAGUGAAGACCAUCCUCUCUUAAAACCAUACCUGCAGGACUGACAGCCAGACUGCUUGUUAACAGCUUCUUAGUAACAUACUGCCUUUUCCCCAGGGACUAUGGAUUUGAAACUUUGAUCUCAGUUACUCUGACUUACUGCACUAGGGUAUGUGUAUUUACUACUUUUUUUUUCAUAGUCUCCAAACUCUUUGGGUCUGGACAAAGGGAAAGACAGGGAAGCCUCCGAUUUGAAUAAGACCAUUUUACAGGUAAUGGACAUCACAGGUAAGAUCUCUUCAGGCUGUGAGGACAUGGCCACCAAAGCCCUGACCUGCGGCGCUUGCGUUUGUGAAAACCCCGAGGACGUGCUGCUACUGUGUGGUCACCUCGCGUGCAAGUCCUGCCUGACGCAGUCCAGUGCGGGUUCCUACCAGUGCCCUGUCUGCGGAGGAGUGUCCAGCGCGGAGGACAUGCGCUGUAGCGCGGCUGUGAGGGGGAGGCAUGGUGGCGCGUCACGGCAGAGCCCACAGGCAGCCGGAGGAGAGGGUGGGGUGCACUGCGGACCGCAUGGUGAGAGUGCCAAGUACUUCUGCCUGGAGGAGAAACGGUUUCUAUGUGACACCUGUGAGGACUCAAAGGAACAUGGAGGUCACAAACACUGCCUCAUUCACGAAGCCGCUCUUGACUUGAAGAGGGUUCUGGAGGUCAUUCGGGAAGACCUUGGGUGCAAGCUAGAGACCCUAAAAGACAGUAAAGAUGCCUGUGUUCACGCAUUAGAGCAUAUUAUGCACCAAGCCGAAGAAUCGGAGGACAAAAUUAAGGAAGAGUUUGCAAAACUCCAUCAGUUUCUGUGGGAUGAGGAAGCAUCCAGGAUAGCAGCCCUGAGGGAGGAAGAGGAGCAGAAGAGGCAGGUGAUGAAGGACAAGAUUGACAAAAUGUGCGAAGAAAUCUUGUCUCUCUUAAACACAAUCAGUGACAUAGAAGAGGAGAUGGGUGCAGAGGAUGCAGUACCCUUACAGGACAUAGUUGCGGCAGGAAGGGUUCAGUCUCUAUGGCAACAUCCAGAGGGCAUUGGUCCAGGUGAGCUGGUCAACCUGGCAAAGCACCUGGGCAACUUGAGGUUCCGAAUCUGGGAGAAAAUGCAGGACAUGGUUCUAUACACUCCUGUGAUUCUCGACCCCAACACGGCCGAUGCUCGCCUCCACAUCACUGCGGAUCUGACCAGUGUGAAAAUCAGCACUGACGCUGACCACCAGCCACCUGACAACCCCGAGAGGUACGACACGUUCGCCUGCGUCCUGGGUUCCCGGGGCUUUGCGUCGGGGACCCACAGCUGGACGGUGGAGGUGGACGCCAACACCAGCUGGGAGGUCGGGGUCAGCUCGGGCGCCGGCCGGCGGAAAGGGGAGGCCAUCUGGCCGGGCGUCUGGAGCGUGGAGUUCUGGGACGAGGAGUACUACGUCCGGUCGCCGGGGCAACAGGAGAAGACGCUCCUCCGAGUGGCCGGGAAGUUGCGGAGGGUCAGAGUGAGGCUGGACUGGGACGGGGGCGAGCUGUCCUUCUCAGACCCCGUGAGUGGCGCACAUCUGUUGACCGUCACACACACCUUCACAGAGACGCUCUAUCCAUUCUUCUACAACGGCUGUGACACUUACCCUCUGAAUGUCCUCCCAGUAAGGCUCAGACUUGUAGCAGAGGACUGAAGCAUAAAUCAUAAUAAUGAUGUUAGUAUGACACAUGUCUUUGAGGUGAUAUGGCAUCAAGUAAAGUAUCUAUGCUCAGAUAAACCAUCUGGUAUCUGCGUAUAUUUAGUAUAUUUGCGUAUAAUAGUAUCUGGCUAUAUUGAAAUAUCUGUCACCCCAUUGUGUGUGGUGUGUCCAAAGAUGUAUGUGUGUGUAUGUGCACAAACAUUUUUGUCCUGUUCACAAAUGUUUCCUUUAUAAAUAGUUUUCUUUAUCGUUCCAUUUGAACAACUGCACUACUGGUCAAAAGUUUGGGGUCACUUAGAAAUUUCCAUUCCACUCCAUUAUAGACAGAAUGCCAGCUGAGAUCAGUUGCAUCGUUUUUCACCAUUCAUCCAAUGUUUUAAAGGCACAUUCUGUUUACUAAUCUGAUAUCUUUUUAAAAGGCUAACUGAGUAAACAUUGAAGAACCCCUUUGCGAUUAUGUAAGCACAUAAUGUAAUCUGAAAACUGCUGCCCUGAUUAAACAAAAAACAAUGCAACUGAUCUCAGCUGUCAAUUAGCUCAGCUAUAAUUGAGUGGAAUGGAAAUUUCUAAGUGACCCCAAACUUUUGACAGGUAGUGUAUAUCCUGUGUUUCAUUAACUUUCUGUUGUUGAUUUAACUGAAUGCUUCACUGCACUGUGUGUGGGUGUGUUUGUGGGUGUGGUUAUGCAACCGCUUAUCAUUUCCCAUUCACUUCAAAGUAGAAAUCUAUAAAUGCCAGCUUUGGGGCCUCAACAUUCCUUAACAUGCACACGUUCAACAAUUCAAAUAAACAUUCAAAGUAUAUUGUUUGCUUACAACUACUGUAUGCUAAGGACUACCUGUGUAUUGGACUGACAGACAGUGAUAGAAAGUCCCUGGGUUAUGGCUUUCAUUCAAACAUGAUGAAGAAAACGUCAGAAAGUAGUAGACCACAGAGAGUGUGUUUGCACUUUUCUUUAGAGGUCUAGAGUGAAAGUAGAGAAGGAAAAAACAAGAACAAAAACACGUCUAAAAUACUGAAUUUGUUAUUUGCUCAAUAAAUAAAUUAGUAGCUUUGUGUUGUACUGUCAAAGUAUUGAGUAUGCUGUGAGGACAUUAGGGCAAACACUUCUGAGAGUGAUCAAA
This is a messenger RNA of Alosa sapidissima (American shad), 2884 nucleotides long. Its product is annotated as E3 ubiquitin-protein ligase TRIM35-like. Lineage: Eukaryota; Metazoa; Chordata; Actinopteri; Clupeiformes; Clupeidae. The coding region runs from base 324 to 1754 and encodes 476 amino acids. The record is from RefSeq and is a predicted model, not a curated record. The transcript is spliced from 6 exons. Gene Ontology annotation, molecular function: protein binding; zinc ion binding.